UGGCCCUCCCGGACGCCAUGUCGGUGCGCAUGCGCGAGCUCCCGCAGAGAGUGGCUCGGGCUGCGCGACCCCCACCCGGUUUGAGGCCGCCGGGCCAUCGCCGGACGUUGCCAAGGCCUCUCCGGCCACGUGGUGAGGAGGCCGCCCACCCGGCUAGACGCGCCGGCAGCCUCGCCGUCCGCUAGUUGGCUCCGCCAGACACGGGCCCCGACCGGGCGCCGACGGGGCACCGGGCGCGGCAGCCCGGCAGCAAUACCUGGAUAAAUGGGACUACAGCCUAACCAAGAUGACAUGAAAGAGUGACCUUUGCAGAAAGUGCCCUGUAAGGACCUCCCCGCAAUGAUGAAGGUUCUUCUACUGAAAGACGCUAAGGAGGACGACUGUGGCCAGGAUCCCUACGUCAGGGAAUUAGGAUUAUAUGGACUUGAAGCCACUUUGAUCCCUGUUUUAUCAUUUGAAUUUUUAUCUCUUCCCAGUUUCUCAGAGAAGCUGUCUCAUCCUGAAGGGUAUGGGGGACUCAUUUUUACCAGCCCCAGAGCAGUGGAAGCAGUGGAGCUGUGUUUGGAGAAAGACAAUAAAACUGAAGUCUGGAAAAAUUCUCUGAAGGAAAAAUGGAAUGCUAAGUCAGUGUAUGUGGUUGGAAAUGCUACCGCUUCUCGAGUGAAUAAAGUUGGCCUGGAUACAGAAGGAGAAAACUGUGGAAAUGCAGAAAAGCUUGCAGAAUAUAUUUGCUCCAGUGAUACAUGAGUUCUGGAAGGAGACAAGAGAACUGGGUCAGUCCACAUCAGGUCCAGAGCCACCAAGCUGAGUUCCUUGCACUGCCAACACAAGGCAGAAAGGAUCGGUGUCACUUCUGAGCAAUCUCACUGGUGUUUCAAUUAACUGACUCCAGGCGUGGAGGGUAGAUAUAAACAUAUUCUGCCCUUGGAGGAUUCGGAUCUGCCUUCUUUGCAAAGCCUUUGUUACUUCCUCUGAUUUAUUAUCAGCAGGUCUGUGGGUCCUAAUAAAUCUUGAGUUCACAAUUAGAAUACCCAAAUAAGAACCAUCUGACUGCUAAGGACAUUCACCUUGGUUUACAAAGGCAUUAAUGAUUUUCUCCCCAGCAAACUCUGCAGCUUGAGCAGACAGGCCAGUUCAUAGCUUUUGCUUAUUUAUUUUAUUUAAUAAACACUUGUUUACUAUGACAGGCACUACUGUAAGCACUUAAAGUGAUUAACUUAUUUAGUCUGAUAGCCCAUCAUUCCUGAUAGACAGUCCCAUCCCUCCCAGGGUAUCUCCCGUAAUGGAAAAAGUGCAGGUAACAUGGGCAGAGGUAGAAGGGGAUUUUAACAUCUUGAGAGAGAGAGAGAAGUCAGUUGAAGGCAGGCAGCUUGUCAUGCAGUUUAUUUGAAACGUCCUCCUGGACUUGGAGCUGAUGGACAAGCUUUGAAGACUUGCUUGGCUCUUCCAUCCCUCCCGUCAGCCCCAUUAUCCUAAUUACCUACAAGUAGGUGCCCAUUGCCUGCACACCCUGGGUUCUCACAGCAGUGCCGAGGGGGAGAAACCACCACAGACGCAGAGUUGUUAGAGUUCCGUGCAAGUGCGCAUCUCCUCCAGCGACAUGACAUUUAACAGUCAGUCUCGUCAUCUUAAAUGACCUACAGUGACUAUUUAUGGAGCCCCCACCCCAGCCACAUAACCAGCAGUCCAGGCCUCCUUCCUGUUAAAGGGAUGGACAGCGGGGCCUUUGAUUCACCACUGUGUGUUGGGGCAGACGCUUGCCAGGCACUGCAUCUCUGUCUGUUGUCCCGGGGAGACCUCUCUCACCUCUGCAAAAUCCACCAGCUUCAACACUGACCUAUUUAGCAUUGGCCUAUUUGGGUUAAAAAUCUGCAGGCAGUAAGUUUAUCCCAAGAGGAAGGGUUAUUUGCCUCUGAGUUCGUGAAGAGGGUUAGUGCCCGAGAAACCAGCUGCAGAUCUCCCCUCAGACCUGAAAGAGGAUUCACCCAGCACAUUUCCAGGUUUUCCUUCUUGUGCUGGUUGGGCAGCACUCAUCCAUGCAGUCUUCCCUGCUGCCAGGGCUGCCGGCCUGGCUGUCCACUGGGCACUGUGGUGCAGUGAGCCAGGAUGCACGCACAUACUCCCAUCUCCUAGCAGGGGCCAGCAGUCAGAGAACCAGGGUGAGCAGCUCGGUACUCUGCUGGGCCUUCAGAAGAGAUGCUGCAGAGGGCAGAUUCUCGAAUCUUCUGAAAGCCCCCUGCACACCCCUGGGUUUGGGCCCCUGGUUUUCUGCUGGAUUCGUACAGCUGCCCCAGAGCAGGUAGCUGGGAAGGUCUGUGGGAGCAGCUUUGGCCCCUAGAAUCCUGCGCACUCCACCACCCAACACACACAGAUGCAGAGACACCAGAGGGACGCCUGGGCUGUGGUUACCGAACAUGGCUUUGCAGUUUGUCUCUAGGGAUGGUCUUCACACAUAUGAAAACAUUUCCUCACACCAGAAAUGAGAAAUCAGCAGCCAUCUAUUAUCUAUAUUUCAAUUUUCCCAAUUCCUUGUGUUCUUUUAUGUUAGUACUAAUUUUACAGAGCAAUUUAAAUAAAACACCAAUAUGUAAUUAUUUAUUAACAAAUAAAGAAGGCUAUAGUUACUCCUGUUCACUGGGCCUUCAUGGACCUGGUGCCGCAUGGGAAGAGCUUGGUUUGGUCCUUCCUCUGACUGCAAUCAUCAAAAGGAGAUGUGUUCAGAGAUCUUAUGGAUGUAGAAAAAUACCUUGGAGCACCCAUUAAAACUUCUAACAAAUAAUGGACAGACAGAUGCAAGGGAAAAUGGUUAUUUCUGCAAAAAUGCUUUGUUUUCACAUUUGGGGAGAAUUCUGGCAUCUGACAAUCCGUCUGACAUGGAUUCUGCCAUCAGUUUUGUUGGGUGGCAUCUUCACAGUUCUGCACAGUACUUAGAGCUAAAAUGCCCUCAGGUCAUCC
Molecule: messenger RNA, 2955 nt
Organism: Manis pentadactyla (Chinese pangolin)
Lineage: Eukaryota; Metazoa; Chordata; Mammalia; Pholidota; Manidae
Gene: UROS
Product: uroporphyrinogen III synthase
Exons: 8
Coding region: 340-747 (135 amino acids)
Biological process (GO): uroporphyrinogen III biosynthetic process
Molecular function (GO): uroporphyrinogen-III synthase activity
Source: RefSeq, a predicted model, not a curated record